AUGUCUGCCCGGGGGUCAGCAGUGCAGCUCCCCAAGGGCUACGAACCGGAACCCCUGGCCAAAUAUGGCACCCUGGAUGUGGUGUUCGACUACGACUCCCAGGACCAGCGGCUGGCGGUGACGGUCAUGGCCGUAACGGACAUCCCGGCCCUCAAGCGUACAGGUAACGUCGCCUGGCAGGUACAUCUGGUGCUGCUGCCCACGAAAAAGCAGAGGGCGAAGACGGGCAUCCAGAAAGGGCCCUGCCCGGUCUUCACGGAGACCUUCCGCUUCAGUCACGUGGAGUCAGAGAUGAUCAGCAACUACUCCAUUCGAUUCCGUCUCUACAGCGUGCGGCGGAUGAAGAAAGAGAAGGUGCUUGGAGAGAAGGUGUUCUACCUCACCAAGCUCAACCUGCAGGGCAAGAUGUCAGUGCCGGUCAUACUGGACCCCUGCUGUGCCUUCCCGGUGAGUAGAUCAAAGGAAAAGCUAGGCUGCAAGCAUUUACUGUACACAAACAGGGUGUUUGUACUGUUCCUGGGCAUUGUCAUGUACUUAAUAAGACUACUGUGAUGCUUUGUAUAAUGCUGGUUCUCCUGCCCAUAAGUUUGGAUUGUAUUUAGUUAAUAGAGAAAUGGAUUAACUGGGAUAGUCAGCCCUUUGUAAAGGGUGAGGAACAUAGUCCAAAACAGCAAAACACAGAAAAACCCAUACAAACCUUAACAACUGUCCAAUGCUGUCUCAAUAGUUCGUCAGAGCAGGUCUGCCAGUUAUUACGGUAUCUCUGCAUUUUUAUCAUAAGAAUGUAUAUUCCUUACUUCAAAUUUCACUGACAUUGAAUCCUGGGCCUGUAUUCAUAAAGAUCUAGGAUCAAGUCACCCUCUGUCCAUUGUAUUAAUUAUUACAAAUUCAGGAAAAACUGAUCCUAUAUCAGCACUCCUACUCUGAGAUGUGGGCCCUGAAAAUUCACUGACCUUCUUGUUGGUCCAUCUGUCUGUCCACCCGUGUGUUAGCAGGGCGGUGAAUCCCAGGCUAGUAUAUCGGAGAUGUCCUGCAGUGAAAGUGCCUCUUCAUUCCAGUCAGCCAGCCAUGGCUCCACACCAGAGAUCUUGGUAGGGCUCGUCUACAAUGCCACCACGGGCCGUCUCUCAGUGGAGAUCAUCAAAGGCAGUCACUUCAAAAACCUGGCUGCCAACAAGCCACCCAGUAAGUACACUAAGACAUUCUUCUGGUUGCUUGUCAACACUUUGUCAAUAAUAGUCAGUGUCACCUGA
This is a messenger RNA of Coregonus sp. 'balchen', 1253 nucleotides long. The record is from the annotation of a GenBank genome assembly. NCBI's taxonomy places the organism in Eukaryota, Metazoa, Chordata, Actinopteri, Salmoniformes, Salmonidae.